CGGCUUGCCGCACCCCGCACACACCGCCGACCGAAUUCCCACCGUACUGCCUGGGCAGCGCUGUCGCCGUCGUGCGUGGGGAAACCAGCACUGUACCAAGGUUUAUCUACACUCUUCUCAGCCUGGGAAUCAUCAUGUGCUUGCUGACCUGCUUGGGCCACAUCGCCGCUGAAACUGCAAACAGCCCCUGCCUGUCUUGUCACGUGAUCUUUGUAUUCUUGCUUGUGAUAUUGGAAGCUGCAAUCGUCGCCGAUGUAUUUCUGAAUAGCUACUGGGAGGAGGACAAAUCCCACCAGAUAUAUAUUGUUGGUCACUUUGCUUGCUGGAUCAAUAUAUUGCUGGAUAUAUAUUGUUGGUCAUUUUGCUUGCUGGAUCGAUCAAUAUAUUGCUGGAUAUAUAAGCCAUCUUGCUGCUGCUCGCUGAAGCAUGCAGGGAAAAAAAAUGAUAUUUGGCAUAUAAACCGAGUGUCCCAGGGACAUGGCACCUGGCUUAUAGGCAUAUUAUGCCACGGGGAGAUGUAUAAGCCGAGUGUUCCAGAUGCAGGCACCCGGCUUAUAGGAUAUGUUUAACAUCGGAUGUCCUAUAAGCCGUGUACAAAGGCACCCGGCUUAUAUUUAAACCGUGCAGCUCGUGUAGACACUAGGUUUAUAUUUAAACCGUGCGGCUCGCUUAGGCAAUCAGUUUAUAUUUAAACCGUGUAGCGCUCGUGGGCACUCGGUUUAUAUAUAAACCGUGUGGCUCAUGCAGGCACUCGGUUUAUAUUUAAACCGUGUGGCUCAGUUAGGCACUCGGUUUAUACUGACGGUGACACGUGGCCGUUAUCUCGCGGCUGCCGUCAUGUUACUUUAGUAAGCCGAGAGCCUCGUAUAAACACACGGAUUAUACGUAAACCAUGUGUUUUCCCACUGGCACUCGGCUUAUAGCGUAUAAGCCGAUCAAGUGUAAACCGUGUCAUAUAAGCCGGGAGUUUGACUCGGCUUAUAUGUAAACCGAGUUUAUAUUGACAUAAGCCGAGUUCUUUGGAUACACGGCUUUAAAGUUUUUUCC
Molecule: messenger RNA, 1047 nt
Organism: Triticum dicoccoides
Lineage: Eukaryota; Viridiplantae; Streptophyta; Magnoliopsida; Poales; Poaceae
Exons: 4
Coding region: 135-569 (144 amino acids)
Source: RefSeq, a predicted model, not a curated record